AUGCUGAGGCUGUGUGUUGUGUUCAUCUGCCUUUUGUAUGGGGUGAAAACAGAUCCUCAGGAGACAUGUCCUGCAUUCACAGCCCUCAGCUUCGGGAAUGCUUUGAUAGGGACAGAUCUGAAAGUGAAGCUGCUGCUCUACACCCGGCAGAAUCCAACCUGUGCCGAGGAGCUCCACUCAACAGCCUCCAAGUACCUCAAUGUGACCAAGAAAACGACCUUCAUCGUCCACGGGUACCGAUUCACGGGCUCUGCCCCGGUCUGGAUCCCUGCCCUGGUGCAUCUCCUGCUUUCUGUAGAGGACAUGAACGUCAUUGUUGUGGACUGGAACCAGGGGGCAACAACUCUCAUCUACAGCUAUGCUUCCAGGAAGUGCAAAAGAGUUGCUGAGAUUCUGAAGAAACUUAUAGAUGAAAUGUUGAUUGAAGGAGCAUCCCUUGACUCCAUGCACAUGAUAGGAGUGAGCCUGGGAGCACACAUCUCUGGCUUCGUGGGACAGCUGUUUGACGGCACACUGGGAAGAAUCACAGGCCUUGACCCCGCGGGCCCCUUGUACAGGGGCGCGGCGCCGAGCGAGAGGCUGGACCCCACGGACGCACAGUUUGUGGAUGUCAUUCACUCCGACACCGACGGACUGGGUUAUGGAGAAGCACUGGGCCAUGUCGACUUCUAUCCCAACGGCGGGACCGACCAACCAGGCUGUCCACUGACACUCUUUUCUGGAUUGCAGUAUUUUAAAUGUGACCACCAGAGGUCUGUUUUCCUGUUCCUGUCCUCCCUGACACAGAGCUGCAAUAUCACCACAUACCCCUGCAACUCGUACAGGAACUACAGGAAUGGCAAAUGCACCAGCUGUGAACCCUUCUGGCCCAUGCCAUGCCCCAUCCUAGGUUAUUAUGCCUAUGAGUGGAAAAGCUAUUUAACACAACAGAGCCAUCCAGUGACAAGUAUGUUUUUCGACACAGCGGACAAAGAGCCAUUCUGCAUCUAUCACUACUUGGUGGACAUUAUCACAUGGAACAAAGACACCAGGAGAGGCACCUUCAGCAUCGUGCUAGCUGAUGAAGAUGGCAGGAAGGCAGAAUCAAAAGUUAAUCCAGAAGCUGCCACCUUCCAGCAGUACAAACAAAUCACUUUGCUCAUUGGGUUUGACCAGGAUCUUGAAAAUGUGGAAAGAAUUUCCUUGACAUUUUCCACGGGAUCUGUAAUUGGCCCAAAAUUCAAACUCAGGAUUCUCCAAAUGAGGUUCCACUCACUGACAAACCCAGAAAGACCCCAGCUGUGCCGGUACGACCUGGUCCUGACUGAGAACACGCAGAAAACCUUCAAGCCCAUCCCAUGCUGA
This is a messenger RNA of Onychostruthus taczanowskii (white-rumped snowfinch), 1344 nucleotides long. RefSeq names its product lipase H (gene LIPH). Bases 1 to 1344 code for a protein of 447 amino acids. The record is from RefSeq and is a predicted model, not a curated record. Gene Ontology annotation, biological process: lipid metabolic process. Gene Ontology annotation, molecular function: lipase activity; carboxylic ester hydrolase activity. The transcript is spliced from 10 exons. NCBI's taxonomy places the organism in Eukaryota, Metazoa, Chordata, Aves, Passeriformes, Passeridae.